Molecule: messenger RNA, 1618 nt
Organism: Oreochromis aureus
Lineage: Eukaryota; Metazoa; Chordata; Actinopteri; Cichliformes; Cichlidae
Product: interferon-inducible GTPase 5-like
Exons: 3
Coding region: 39-1214 (391 amino acids)
Cellular component (GO): membrane
Molecular function (GO): GTP binding
Source: RefSeq, a predicted model, not a curated record
UCUUCACUUUCAGCCUCAGCAGGAAUCCAGUGAUCAGCAUGGGGGAUGAUUCACAUCCAGAAGAAAUUCCUGGAGUUAGAGAAGCACUGGAAAACAACAACAAUGCUGCAGCAGCUGCACUGAUUCAACAACAUUUAGAACAACAAAAUAAUAUUCCACUAGAUAUCGUCAUCACAGGAGAAUCUGGUUCUGGUAAAUCCAGCUUUGUUAAUGCCCUCAGAGGGCUGUCCAAUGAUGACGAGGGAGCUGCUCCCACUGGUGUUACAGAAACAACCUUAGAGCCUGCACCGUACCCCCAUCCAGACUAUCCCAAUGUUACUUUAUGGGAUCUUCCUGGAAUCGGCACCACCAAGUUUCCAGCUGAUAAGUAUCUGAAACUUGUUGGAUUUGAGAAGUUUGACUUCUUCAUCAUCAUCUCAGACACUCGCUUCAGAGAAAAUGACGUGAAACUCGCAAAGGGGAUUCAGAGGAUGAAGAAAAAGUUCUACUUUGUUCGCUCAAAGGUUGACAACGAUAUAAGAGGAGAGAGGGGACAGAGAGACUUCAGUGCAGAGAGGACUCUUACAAAAAUCAGAGACGACUGUGUUCACAGACUCAGAAGAUUAGGCAUCGAGUCUCCGCAGGUCUUCCUGGUGUCCAGCUUUGAGCUCCACCUGUAUGACUUCUCUCUUUUGCAGCAGGCCUUACAGAGAGACCUUCCUAAAAACAAGAGAGAUGCUCUGCUGUUUGUCAUGCCCAACUUCAACCCAGAGAUCAUCAUCAAGAAGAAAAAAACUCUGAAGUCCAAAAUAAAAUACUACGCUCUUGGAUCUGCAGCUGGAGCAGCUGUUCCACUUCCUGGUCUUUCUAUUGCUGUUGAUGCUGCUUUGCUGGUUGGUGCUGUCACACAUUUUGUUCAUGCGUUUGGUCUCGAUAUGCCGUCUCUGAAGAGACUUUCUGCCAGAACAGGUGUGCCAUACACUGAUCUGUGUGCUGUUAUCAUUUCACAACUGGCUGCAGUAGAAAUAACUGGAGAGCUCCUACUGAAGGUUGUGACCCAACUUGGGUCUGUAGCUGCAUUAAUUGCAGCAGAGGAAGCAUCCAGAUUAAUUCCAUUUAUUGGAAUCCCAGUAUCAAUGGGUCUCUCUUUCACCACAACCUACAAAAUUCUGAAUUUGAUCCUAACAGGACUCGCUGAAGAUGCUCAGAAGGUGUUUGAAAAAGCUUUAGUCUGAACACAUCAGUGUGAAACUGAACAUUAAAGAUGAUGAAACUUAAAAGCAUACAAAUUAAAUUAGUUUAAAUCAGGGGCAGAUCUACAAGGGUGGCAUGUGCCACCAUAAAACGAUCACUUGCCACCCCAGUUUUGUAUAUAACAGUGUUGUUUAUUAAAAUAAGAUUACAAAUUAAAUAUAAAUUCUAAAACUGAAUAUAUUUCAUAGUGUUACCCCCUUCAACCUUAAACAAAUGGUUCAGGCCAUGGCCCGAUUUAAGCUGACAGAGCAACAAGCUGCAGCCACACUGAGUCUGUGUUGGAAGUUUGGACUUCAGAAUGCACACCAAUUUUUUACAUUUUAAUGACAGGCCACUAACUCCAGAGUUAUGAUAAAAAAAAUAUAUAAGCAAUGUUUUUUUCUGA